Messenger RNA from Moneuplotes crassus, 1580 nucleotides. Lineage: Eukaryota; Ciliophora; Spirotrichea; Euplotida; Euplotidae. The record is from the annotation of a GenBank genome assembly.
UUCGAUUACCCAAAAAGUGCAUAUUUCAGCCGUGCCAUAUAAGCAAAGGAUCUUCAAUAUUUCAAUGAAAAAGUCAAAGCCAGUAAGAAGGAGGGAAAAGAAUUAGUUAAUAUUCUCAAAUAAACCAUCUUUUUGUUUUAAAAAAUUCUAAAUUGUUCACUUGGAUGUGCUUACAGACAGCGAAGGUUAGGGUUUUGGAUUUGUUUGAAUUCCUAAACACGAGAUUUUCACCCUGCGCUAGAUCUGACUAACUAAGGUCAACUGUAGAGAUACAGGCAAGGUGUACAAAAAUCCUGAAAUAAACCUAUAACUCAAGAACCCAUGUUGAUCAAUUUUUAUAAGUCAAUCAAGAAGCCGUGAAUUGUGAAGAAAAAGCUCAUUGAGAAAACAAAGAAGAAACUUAAGCACAAGACACAUGAAAUGGGGAGCUCUGGAGGAGAUCAUAUUCAGGUAAUUAAAAAGAACACCCAGGUAAAACUCUUUCUGAAUGGCCCGAGGUCUCCCUUCGUAAGGCCUCGAUGGGAUAAUAAAGAUCUCUUCUCUCCAUGUAUCCUGAGUAAUGAUGAUAGAGUGUUGCUCUCUAGUCCUGGCAGCACAGAUAAUAACUCCAAAGGGUCUAACCUGAGUCCAUUUUCAGACCAAAGCAUGCACCAGCCACAACUUUUAGUCGAGGAUCUGCCAAGUUUUGCUAAUAAUUCCAUCUUGGAUGAUCCCAACAAAUUAUUUGGGUUAAGCAAGAACCUCACAGUCGGAAAUAAAAUUAAACGAGUCAGAAAGAGAAGGCUCAGGCGAGAGUCUAAUUUCCACACCCGAAGCACAAAUAAGAAGAAGUAUAGAAAGAAAGAGCUCAUUGACGAAGUAGGCUUCCUCACAAAUCUCGCAUCCAUAUCAAAAUACUCAAAGAAAUAACCAAAUUGAUAAACAUAUGUUGAGGACUAUGGCAGGUAAGCCACAGUUAUCCCCUCUGAAAGUUCUUUGUCAUGGUCUUGACUCUAGUUGUCAAGUGGGUCAAGAUAUUUUUAAUAAAAAUUACACAUAAUUGCUCAUAUUUGUACUGAUCUAGACAAAGAAAACUCAGACACUGAUAAUGAAGAAGCUCAUAAUAAUCCAGUCUUUAGAAGAGAAAAUAUCGCGUACAGUUUUAAUAAAUUUACUAAUGAUUUGUUGGAGAAAAUUCCUGCUGGGAGUUCAAAACUAAACACAGACACCAUCCCCAGACGGCUCAAUUUUAAUAACAGGAGUUGUAUAAAUGAAAGCUAUGAGACUGACGAGUCUUCAGACCUAUGUCGAGAAGAAGCUAUUCCUCUGAAUGACAGAAAACUCAAACUCCCCCAAAAGAAUGUCAGCUGCAAUUUUUUCGUGCACUCUCGAGGCAAAAAGGGGUUUAAGAAGCGGAAAAUUGGGAUUUCCAUUCCAAGACUUAAAUUUUUGAGGAAGUAACUUAACAAAAAACUUGUCAAUGUUAACUCAUUAAACUAGUGCUGAAAUAGCUUCUGCUUCAUAUUCUGGCUGCUAUAAGGCAGAGAGGCUAUAGCUCAGCAUACAUUGGGGUCUCUAAACCAUAUUUAGGCUCUCUCAAC